AAAAAAAUUUGACUUUUAAUUAUUAUCUAUCAAUUUCAAAAAUUUUAUUGAUUGUAAUCUUUACAUUUGGUGAAUGCAACAACCUCCUUCAAUUUAGCUUUAUUAAUAAUUAUCUGAUUGGAUUGAAUUUCCCGCGUCAUCAAACAGUAUUAUGGCGAUCAUCAAUAUGGAGACCGUCCGUUUACGCCAAAAGCGAGAAUAAAUUGUUAAUAAACAAUAACAAUCUGUGAUUUUUUACAAUCAAUAGUGACCAAUAAUAUUUUUAUUACCUCUAAAAUAAUAAUAAAUAAUAAAAAAAAGCGUUACAUUAAUUUAAAUGUGUAUAAUCCGAGCAUAUUUUCAUUAUUUUUUUUUUCCAACGGGGGUGUGACUACUUAGUUUUCCACUAACUGUUUAAUUUAUUAUAAAAUUAAUCACAUUAAAUAAAAAAAAAAAAAAUAAAUUAAUCAUAAUAAACAUCUAACAAUUAUUUCAAUUGAGUGUGAUACUAUUUAAACUGUUGGCAACAGUUUAUUUUAUUAUUAAUUCCAAUAAUUGAAGUGUAUUUGCUGAUAUCGAUGAUUGGAAUAAGAAUUUAAUAAAUAUGGCUCAACAAGAAUUGCCACGAGACGUGAGGAGUGAUAGUAAUAAUAUUAUUAAUAAUACCAAUAUUCCAUCAAUUAUUGUUCCAAACAUAACCUGUCCUCCACCACCGCCGUAUCCCACCAUCAAUCUUCCUCCGGGUCAUCCGGCUAGCAUUAUCAAUGAUCGAGGAGCACCACCAUCCUACGAAGAAGUGAUAGAUCGAAAUGCACCACCACCAUCAUAUGAAUCCUUAUUCGGACGAAUGAUCGAAGCACAAAAGAUUUGUAAAGGAGUUGUUGAUUUUGUAUUAAACAUAGUAGUUCUUCUUCUCGGCACCAUUGGAUGUACGAUUAUUUUUGGAGUCACAAUAGCUGUGCCUUUAAGCAUGAUGAUUAUCGGUGGAAUGUAUUUAUAUGACUGUCCUCAAGGCGAAUAUAUUCCAGUGUAUCUAUUAGUAGCUGGUGGUUUUGCAAUAUUUAAACAAUUGCUUUAUUUAUCGGCAAGAGUUCGUCAAUGGCCAGAUGAUAGAGAUGAAGAGAGAAUUCGACAAUCACCAACGUUGACUUUAAUUAAUUGCUUUAUGCUAGGCUGGUUUAUUAUUGGUUCAAUGUGGGUUUAUAAAGAAUACGAACCAAAUUAUGAUCCAUCCCUGGGCAAAUACUGUAAUAAAACUUUAUAUUUAUUUGCAUUCUGGCUGAUAACACUAGUCUACAUAUUUUUGGGAAUUCUGACUGUUGGCUUGUGUUGCAUUUCUGUUAUCACUAUUACUUUUCAAAGCAGACCAUUGGAUCGUUUGAUGUCUAUAUGAAAAAGGGAUCGUUAAUUUUGGUACAAGAAUUUUUAGAUCAUCAAAAAUAAGUAAUACAGUCUAUAAAAGCGAAAUAAAAUACAUAAUAAUGACAGUUAAUUAAAUAAACACUGAGUGUGCCAUCAAAAGAAAAAAAAAAUGAAAGAAUGAUAGAAGACAUUGGAAAGAAUGAUUAUCGGCUGUGUAAUUUUUCUUUUGUGCCAAGAAAGACAAUGAAUGAAUUUUAGUAUUAAUUAAGAAAGUUGAAACAUAAAUCGUACUAUCAAUGUGUUCCUAAGUGAAAGGCAGGUCAAAAAAAUUGGUAUUGUAAAUGAUGUAUUUUAAUUAGAAGACAUGGAAUAGAUUAAUUAUUAAUUAAAUUUCUUUAUAAAUAAAAAGAUAAUUAUUGUUUCUUAUAAUUUGAUUAUCAUUAAAAGUUAUUAUUGAAUACAAUAAUUAAUUCUAAUUAACAUAAACAAUUGACAAGAGCAAAAAAAAAAAUAGAAAAUAAUAGCAAUGAAUCUAUCUGUAUUAUAUCCAUUUUUUAUAUUCCAACUACUUUUAAAAUUAUUUACAUAAAUAAUAAUUAUGUUAUUGUAAUCAAUAACAAUAUUAAUUUUUUUUUUAAAUAUAUUAUUGAUACAAUUAUUGUAU
Molecule: messenger RNA, 2005 nt
Organism: Chelonus insularis
Lineage: Eukaryota; Metazoa; Arthropoda; Insecta; Hymenoptera; Braconidae
Product: transmembrane protein 272-like
Exons: 4
Coding region: 584-1372 (262 amino acids)
Source: RefSeq, a predicted model, not a curated record